AUGUCUCAGCAACAGGGCUCGUCUGGGGGUGGAAGCUCGAAGUCCAACUCGUCGGGUGGCUCCUCGACCAACUGGAACGAGGUCCUACGCUACUCCUCCCCUAUCGGAGUUGUCAAGUCAGACGUCGUCUACGGGGUUUACAACCCUUCAUCCUCGAACAACGGCCAGGGCUCGUCUUCUUCGUCAUCCGGGCAUGGCUCCGGCUCCAGCUCCAACAGGCGGUAG
Molecule: messenger RNA, 225 nt
Organism: Diaporthe amygdali
Lineage: Eukaryota; Fungi; Ascomycota; Sordariomycetes; Diaporthales; Diaporthaceae
Exons: 1
Coding region: 1-225 (74 amino acids)
Source: RefSeq, a predicted model, not a curated record